AAACUAUCGUUUCACCCGCAGUUGUGUCUUUAUCAACUGAAUAUUGUCAAACAGGACUUAUCUGUAACAUGUUAUAGGGUAUUCUCGCAAGUAGAGGCAGUUGUACAGAAUCACAAAGAGUCUGCAGAGGUGUGCACUACGGAUUAAAAUGCUUAGAGUUUUGAAGAGAGUGAUCGAGGGAGGGGGGCCUGUGCACUGGAACAUUCUAUAGAACAUGUGAGCAUACAAUAAGGACCAGUUAUUCAACGUUGAGAAGAAUAAGACUCUAAAUAGACAGUCAGCUGCUUUUUGAUCACAGCAAGCAUGUGAUAGUCUAUAUUUGCCAGUAUCUAUAAAGCACCAAAACGUCCCUGGUUUCCUCAGUCUCCAAAAAAAUUCCACUUUGAGAAUGUCAAAAGGUAAGCAUGAGGCAGUACCUCACUCAAAGAUUUCGCCUUCAAUUGUAUUUGCAUUCACAUGCCUUGCAUCAUUUUCAGUUACUUUGCCACAUUUUUUACAAUAACAUAUUGCACCCUAAAAUGGGUUUUGAGGUCAUUUGCAAAUAAGUGCAAAGUUAGCCUAAGUUAGCCACCAGCUUUUAUUUGCAACUUAUCUGCUGAAUCUAGCUAGUCUUAUUUGUUCCAACAUUUUCAUUUGACACUUCCUGAACAUAAAAUGAAUGUAGAUUCACCUGUGGAAAUGCAAACGUUAGAAGGAGAAUAAAUCCAAAGCCGAACAGCACAACGUGGAUUAGCAAGUGUACCGUAGGUUGACUAACGUUAGCUAGAGUUAGCCAUUUUGACUGAAUAAAUUGAUAUGAAAAGGAGAGGAUCUUUUUUUCUUUUUUUUUGAUUUGUUGGUAUAUACAUUUUUUUUUCAUAUGUAUGCCGUUUAAUGAUUUCACUGGAAUGAAGAAAACAUUUCCGGUUUUCCACAAGGUCCCUCGCCUACAUAUCCCAGAAAUCCCAGCCAUUGUUUACGUGGACCGGGCCUCUGCUGCUCUCCCUGAGCACCCGGAUGUCCGUCGUUAUUUACGAUAAUGCCGCUAUAUUUGUCUUUAUUCCUUGGCUUCAAAGAGAUCAACAUGUUUAGCUGAAGCUUCGUGAUAAACGGAAGAAAGUAAACGGUAACAUGAAAUGGAGAUAACUCGGACCAGACCGUCCUUGUUUGGAGAAAUCGCUCAUGGUCUUGGAUUCUGGACGGACCGGUCAGCAGUGCAUGAGGCCGCUGCACAGGGCAGGGCCCUCCAGCUGCAGCAGCUGAUCGAGGGAGGUGCAGCCGUUAACAUUGUGGCCAUUGACUCCAUCACCCCCCUGCAUGAGGCGUGCAUACAGGGACAGACCCAAUGCGUCAGACUGCUGCUGGAAGCUGGUGCCCAGGUGGACGCGCGUAACAUCGAUGGAAGCACGCCGCUGUGUGAUGCCUGUGCGGCAGGAAGCAUUGAAUGUGUCAAGCUGCUGUUGGAGUACAGAGCAACAGUUAAUCCUCCGCUGUUUACCUUCUCACCGCUUCACGAGGCCUGCAUGGGAGGAAAUUCAGAAUGUGUUCAGCUCAUGAUUGAUCACGGAGCGUUCAUGGAGGCCCAUGACUGCCACUAUGGGACACCGCUUCAUGUGUCCUGUGCAAUGCAACAUUACGACUGCGCCAAAGUUCUCCUCAAAGCGGGGGCAAAUGUGAAUGCUACCAAGCUACAUGAAACGGCCCUUCAUCAUGCAGCCAAAACCAAGAGCGUUGGCUUGAUUGAUCUACUCGUUGAGUUUGGGGGGAACGUGUACGCUCGAGAUAACCUGAACAAAAAACCCAUCAACUACACCAGUGUGGGAUCCACCAGUUAUCUCUGCCUGGAGUUCUAUGAGAGUACCCCUCUGAGUCUACAGCAAAUCAGCAGAGUGGCUGUGAGAGGGUCUCUCGGCAAAAGAGCCCGAGAAGUUGUUUCCAAACUGAACUUGCCCAAUCGCAUUAUACGGUUUCUGUUAUACAUGCCACCUCCAGAUACUGAAUAACCUGUGAGAAACUUGAGAUGCAUCUCUUUUGGAGGUUAAAUCUAGACCACUUAUGACUGCUGACUCAGUGGACUUCUUUCCGGAAAGUCAUAUGACAGUAUGUUGGGUUUGGCAGCAGAAGCCCAGCAGAUGUCAAAUGUACGUGUUAAUACAUGUACCAUGAUGUUCUGGCCAAACUGUAACUGCCUGUGUGUAUAUGUGUAUGUAUGUAUGUAUGUGUAUAUAUAUAUAUAUAUAUAUAUAUAUAUAUAUAUAUAUAUAUAUAUAUAUAUAUAUAUAUAAUGGAGUUGUGUUUAAGGUCACCAAAUGAAGUCCAACAUUUUAAUUCUAAUUCAAACCCUUUAAUUGCAAAAAAAGUCUGCUCCUGGGGGUCAAACCAUACAAUCUGUUUGAAGUUAUACCGAUAAAAAAAGCCAACACCUGAGUGGAAACCCACUUAUUAAUCAAUUUGUCCACUUUUCAGGACUGUAAGCGUGUGCAGACUGUUUUUCAAACACAGAACCUCCUGUUAGCUCUUUUAGCCUCUGUGUUACUAGAUUGACCUCGCAUAACUAUCAGCGUAGGUCAGCCCACCCUCACCCCAAGCAAAGGUCUAGUCAGCCACACCUGUGUGUGUGUGUGUGUGUGUUUGUGUUUGUGCAAGGCCCUUCAUGCAUUCCCAGUAUGCAUAACAGUGACAAUAUUUUUGCUUGAUAUGAAGUCAUUUUUUACGCCUGGAUCACUGUAUAUAUUAUGUAACUAUUUUUUAAUGUACAUUUGUAAAUAAUACAGAUGGUUCCAC
Molecule: messenger RNA, 2763 nt
Organism: Pungitius pungitius (ninespine stickleback)
Lineage: Eukaryota; Metazoa; Chordata; Actinopteri; Perciformes; Gasterosteidae
Gene: asb13b
Product: ankyrin repeat and SOCS box containing 13b
Exons: 7
Coding region: 1116-1982 (288 amino acids)
Biological process (GO): protein ubiquitination; intracellular signal transduction; positive regulation of protein catabolic process
Molecular function (GO): protein binding
Source: RefSeq, a predicted model, not a curated record